GUGACGCUCCUUUGUGCACAGUAGGUGGGAUAUGCUUUUCAGUAUUGAGUCAGACAGAUAGAGACCCCCUGGUGGCGGGCAGCUGUAACUACCCCAAUGACUGUGACAGAGAGGGAAAUGGGUGGGUGGAAAGUCCCCGUGUGGAAAUCCCCUUCAUCCGGGCUUUUCCUCUUUUGCAACAUUUAACUAGCUUGGAGGACGUGCAUGUACUCUUUUGACAGGCUCGGUAGACUGCGAAGCCACCAAAAUAGAUCUGAUACUGAAGGAUAGGAAAGGUUGAAUGGCGCCGAGGACCGCUGCGGUGAGGCUGAGUGAAGUGGCUGAGAGAGGACUAGCCUGAGCAUCCGGGAGGGCUUUGUUAUUACCCCGACAUAUUACACAGUUCCACGUUGCCCGGUCGGCGGCGGUCAGUGCCUCCUCCUCCUCCUCUCCUCCUCCUUGUCCCUCUUCCUCCCCACCUUCCAUCCAUCUGGCCACCUGUCCGCCAUGUCGCAGGGCCAGAACUUCCUCCCUAAGUUCCUGUUCGUCUCCAAUCUGCUGAAGGCGGUGAAGAUCCGCCAGCGCGUGCCCAACGACGUGGUGAAGCCGGCAGCCAGUGGCGGGCUGAUGCAUCACCUUCGGGGUAUGCACCGUUACACACUGGAGAUGAUCGCCAUGAACCACUUCCCCCAGGCGUUCAGGGAAGUUGUGCAGGCUGCUAUCCUGGACCGAGCCAUGCAGGCCUCCUUGGAGCAGGAGAAGAAGCUCAACUGGUGCCGUGAGGUGAAGAAGAUGGUGCCUUUACGCACUAAUGGAGAUGGGAACUGCUUGCUCCACGCGGCCUCCCAGUACAUGCUGGGGGUUCAGGACACUGACCUGGUGCUGAGGAAAGCCCUCCACAGCGUUUUGAAGGAGACAGACACUGGCAGCUUCAGAGCUCGCUUUCAGGCAGAGCUACAGUCCCAGGAGUUCACCCAGACCGGACUCCGAUACACCACCAUGAACUGGGAAGAGGAGUGGGAAAAGAUAGUAAAGAUGGCGUCUCCUGUCUCUAGUAGCAACGGCCUCCAGUUUGACUCUCUGGAGGACAUUCACAUCUUCAUCCUCUCCAACAUCCUGCGGAGACCCAUCAUCGUUAUUGCCGACCAGGUGGUGAGGAGUAUGAAAUCUGGCUCCUCCUUCUCUCCUCUGAAUGUGGGUGGGAUCUACCUGCCACUACACUGGCCGCCCACUGAGUGCUACAAAUACCCCAUUGUGCUAGGUUAUGAUUCUCAGCACUUUGCCCCCCUCAUCACCAUCAAGGACAGCGGGCCAGAAAUCCGAGCAGUACCACUGAUCAACCCUGGCCGGGGCGGCUUUGAGGAACUGAAGGUUCACUUUCUAAUGGAGAAGGAACAGCAGCAAAAAGACAGGCUUCUGAAAGACUACCUGCUACUGAUAGAGAUCCCAGUCAUAGGCCUGGGCUAUGACGCCACACGCAUCAUCAACGCUGCACGGCUGGAUGAGGGCAACCUCCCUGAAGACAUGAACCUGAUGGAGGACUAUCUGCAGCUGGUCAACCAUGAGUACCAGCGCUGGCAAGAGGACAAGGAACAGGCGUGGGCCGCCCAGCCCCAGCGUCCGCCACCCUUCUCUGUCUCCCAGCUCUCCCUUAUUGAGAUCCGCUGUGCCACUCCACGCUGCACCUUCUAUGUCUCUGUGGACACGCAGCCCCACUGCCACGAGUGCUUUGAGAAGAGACAGGCCACAACUGGGGGAGGAGCAAGAAUAGAAGGGGUGGUUCAGACGAAAGGAGGAGGGGUGCAAAGUGCGGUCGGGGGAACAGAGACUGAGGUGAGUUCCAGGGGAGUCCGAAGCAGCAGCCCUCCUUCCUCCUCGUCUGGGAGGGGGGCGGUGUUAUCCAGUCCCCGCUCUGCCCCACCCACCGCUCCCAGCCUCAGUCUGUACAGUGAGACUCACGCCAUGAAGUGCAAGACGCCCGGCUGCCUCUUCACCCUUAGUGUUGAGCAUGACGGACUUUGCGAGCGCUGCUUCAACUCCAGGCAGACCCACGGACCCCCUGGAGCCGGGACGGCUGCCACAGGACUCCCAGGCCCCAACGGGGGGCCCAUAGUCCCUCAUCCUGCCCAGGGCCCCGGCUGGGCCCAGUGGGGGGGCCAUGAGGCAGAGACAGAGCGCUGCAGCAUGUGCAGACAGGAGGUAUUCAGAAUAUUCAAUGGCCUGUGUCCCCCCUGCAUGCAAAGACAGCAGGCUCCAGAGAGGGGCGAGCCACAGCAGAGCAACCCUAGGACUGAGGCCUCUUCAUCGGCCUGGAGCCAGGCCAGGGAUGCCGAGCGGCCGUGCCUCACGUUAACUUCAGGACACCCCUCAGCCUGGCAAGCUCCACUGGCACGGCCUUGUAAAAGAUCUGGGUGCCAGUUCUUUGGAACACCAGAGAAGUUGGGUUUCUGCACUAUUUGCUACGUUGACUAUCAGACCAACCACCACUUGACUCCUCCCCCAGCUCCAGUCCAGAGCCGACAUGGUUCAGAGGCGGGCUACCAGAACCCCUCACGGUGUCGGGGGCCUGGCUGUGGUGCAGUUGGUAAGGCGAUGCUGGAGGGCUACUGCAACAAGUGCUACGUCAAAGAGCAAAGUGCACGGCUCAACCAAGCAGCACAUCGCACACCACACUCCCCUCCUCUGGUUAUGCGGGACCGAGCAGCCAAACCCAGAUCAUCCCAGCAGUCCCAGACCCAGACCCAGUGCCGGCGAAGUGGCUGCAGCAAUGUGUCCCCGGGUUGCACGGACCUGUGCCCAGAGUGCCACACACGCGGCCAGGGCAGGGAGGGGGGCAGGAGGGCGCAGGCGCCCAAAGAAAAGUCCAAGCAGCGGUGCCGGACGCAGGGCUGUGACCACUACGCCAACCAAGAGAAACAGGGCUACUGCAACGAGUGCGACCACUUCAAACAGAUCUACCGUGGCUGACCACGUACACACCCAUGCACGCAACAACGAUGAUGACACAUCGCUAGCACGCUAGAGCCGCUGGCCCGCUCCGGGCGCCCCAUGCCAGUCAAUGCACCUCUGAUACUAACUAACCAACUAACUAACUAGCUAGUGACUAACUAGUAACCUUAUGGCCUGAAAAUCUUAACCCCCCCAUGUAGAAUGUGAAGAGAGAGUGUGUGUACGGGGGGGGAGUGAGUGUGUGUGUGUUCGCAGUUAGACAUGGCCUCCAGAAUACCUCUUUGUGCAAUUACUAUCAUCUGAUCUGGCGUGUACAGUUACACGGUGAGAGGUUUGGCUACAUGUCAGAGCAACUGACUUAACUCUUGUGUACAAUAUGUAUUUAGAGGUACGUUGUGAAUCGUGCCGGACAAAAUGAUUGUAUAUUGACAUAACGAAAAGCAUCUGACAUUGCUUUCUAGACCACAGCCAAGGAUUCUAUACCCCCUGUCUGUCUGUCUUACCCAUCUGUCUAUCUGUCUGCCUGUCUGUCUAGCAUUUGUUCUGUAGAUUGAGAGGUACAGUAGCUGGGGAUGCCUAGAAACAAACUGAAGGACCUAAGUGGUUAGCAGAAGUGAGCCAAACGGGGCUGAAUAAAGCCAAAGCCAACAAGCGUGGUUACAAAUCUUAGGCAAAUGCAUCCUUUCAACUUGAUACAUUUGCUUAAGUCUGCCUGGACUGGAGAGGGAAUUGGAUGCAGCUGAUUUCUUUGAACCAUGCAAGCAUUAUCAGUCAAAGAGAAGUAAUUGAAUGAAAACAUAUUCACCAUUGUUUGGCUCAGUCAUUCAUUUGCUUUCAAAGUAGAGGUUUUGCCAACAGCGCUCAUGAAAACAAUAUCAAAUCAUUAAGAAUGAAUUCUCAGCCAUCAGUCAAUGACCUCAAGCAUCAACCCGGCCCUCUUGAUCACCAGAGGUGAUCAGCUGAUACAGAGUUAACAUUCUGAAUGUAGUGAUAUGGAAGUGAAAGCAGAGUCUGUGUCUAAGAACAGUGCAAGGCAGACAGGGCGGGCCCCUGCUAGUUUUGGUGCUACAUGUACAGAAACACAGGCCUCUUCAUUGUAGCCGACAUGCUGGCGGUGUGAGCCGGCACAAGGCAGAGAACACAGUAGAGAUAGCAGUCAUUCUCUUUCUAUUUCCCUUCCCCCUCCUCCUCCUCUUCCUCUUAUUUCUCCUGUCCUCACCUACAACAGAUCUGUUGCCUUGGUCGUUGUUUUCCUGUUUACUGUUGACUACUUUAGCACCUAGACACACACACACACACACACACACACAUCCCAUAGCUCCACUCCUGUCAAGAGGGGAUUACCAACCACAGAGUAAAAUAAUGACCGGUGAAAUCUUGAUGGGGCACACUUAACCACUUCACAUACAGACACACAUGCACUUGUACACAUACAAAUACCAAUACACACACUCACACAUACACUUCUGUAAGAUUGUAAGCAUCCCACCCCAGCCCGAGGUGAUGUGAAGGUAAACAAACUCACAGAGGAAUGCACUCCUCCUCCUGCUCCACCCCUCUGUAUGUGCCAAGGUGACAAUUUCAAAUGUUCAGACAGCAAUCCCAUUGCCUGCUCUGGCCAAUCUUGUUUUUCUGAAUGUGUUUUCGUGCUGUUGCUUACAGCACGGUAUUGGGGCUGAUCCUCGAUAAGUUUUGCCUUUAAGUAGUGAUUGAAAUUUUAAUGGACCCAAGGGGCCUGAUCAGUGAUACUGGAUCAGCGCUCCCACUUAUAAGAUGCUUUGUGAAUAUGGAUCUUGGUCCAUAUUAUAGGACCUUCCAACUUGAUGCCUCAUCUCCAACACAAACACACAUACAAACGCGACGCACGCACAUGAGUAUGAGAGAUGUGAAACUGACAUUCCUGAUUUGUUUUAUCUUUGUUUUUGUUUUUGUUUUUUUCAAAUUUUAAAGUAUUUGAAUAUUUUUGGUUUUGUUUCUGCCAAAACAUAAAUGUGCCAUCACCCACCAAACAGUUGUUGUUACCUCCUUAAAAACGGCCAGCCUGGACCAUUCUAAUGAACUAACUACUGUGCCAUAGAUAGACAUCUAGUGUUUAUAUGAUGUAUAACUAUAGACCCGGGCUCAUCGAGCUUUCUUGCUAAAAGCCCUCAAAUGGCUACAAUUUGGCUAAAAUUCUAAUUUAUCUGAAUAUCUGUUUAUCUGUAGAGAUGCACUGAAGCAUAAAUACAUGGGAAAAUGAAUCCAAUUGAACUGUUUAAUUUCCUUCCUUCUCACCAUCUCCGCUGACUGAGAGCCACUGCUGUAGGCUGAUUUCUAUCUGUGGCUCUAGUUAGAAAUGCGUAGUCAAACAGGCUCUCGGUCUGCCUUUUCAUUCAAAUGUAUCUAGAGUUGUUGGGCCAGCCCAAGCAUCGACGGCCUAUACGUAGAUCUCUGUGUGCUUUAAUCACCUCUAUACAAACCUUAAUCAAUUAAAGGCCAAUUAGUGGUCAGCUCAUGAAGACCCCUUAACGAGGUUUCGGGGGCUCUGACUGAGCAGAUUAGGAUGGGAUCCCAGAGUUGCACAUGACUUGUCUAAGCUGCUGAGGCAUUUAGGAAUGGUACUCCGACUCGCUUAGGGACAUUCCAAUAGCAGAAAGAGCAUCCGCAUAAGAGCAGAAGGUGUAACAAAACAUGCAAACGGUGUGGAAGUUUCUUUGUGUGACCUUUCGACAAUAGGGUAUUGUAUGAAAAAAAGCCUUGUUUUAUUUGUUAAGUAUUUAUUCAUAUCAAGAUAUUAUCUGUAUUGUGUGAUUCAAUAAUUAUUUAUAUGUUGUCCUGAAAUGAAUUAUUUUUAUUAAGAAAUCUGAAA
Molecule: messenger RNA, 5776 nt
Organism: Myripristis murdjan (pinecone soldierfish)
Lineage: Eukaryota; Metazoa; Chordata; Actinopteri; Holocentriformes; Holocentridae
Gene: tnfaip3
Product: tumor necrosis factor, alpha-induced protein 3
Biological process (GO): cytoskeleton organization; protein K33-linked deubiquitination; protein K29-linked deubiquitination
Cellular component (GO): cytoplasm; nucleus
Molecular function (GO): DNA binding; K63-linked polyubiquitin modification-dependent protein binding; zinc ion binding
Source: RefSeq, a predicted model, not a curated record